Molecule: messenger RNA, 1642 nt
Organism: Spizellomyces punctatus DAOM BR117
Lineage: Eukaryota; Fungi; Chytridiomycota; Chytridiomycetes; Spizellomycetales; Spizellomycetaceae
Product: glycine cleavage system T protein
Exons: 6
Coding region: 127-1377 (416 amino acids)
Biological process (GO): glycine catabolic process
Cellular component (GO): mitochondrion
Molecular function (GO): aminomethyltransferase activity; protein binding
Source: RefSeq, a predicted model, not a curated record
UUGCAGUUACUUGUAUAUACUUUCAAUCACGCCACGGUUCCAGAAGGCAAUGAGGGAUGAAAAGCUACGAGCGGCUCUUCUGCUUACCACAUCCAAUCUAUCCGAGGGCUUAGCAACCCCAUAAAUAUGGGAUUCUCACUGCUGGCUGUAGAUCAGAACGGCGCAACCAUGCUCGUCUUAAACAAUCUUGCACGCACUGCACCAUCGGCAAGAUGCAUGCUCCGACGCGCAUUUGCAUCUUCAACGUCUUCCCAGCCGCUCAAGCAAACCGCUUUACAUGACUUCCAUGUGAAGAAUGGAGGCAAGAUGGUUGAGUUUGCUGGGUGGGCCAUGCCCGUUCAGUACUCUUCCCUUGGUGUACUAGCCUCGCACAUGUGGACCCGUCAAAAGGCAUCCCUUUUCGAUGUCUCCCACAUGUUGCAAACACGGUGGACCGGAAAGGACCGGACAAAGUUCCUUGAAUCUCUUGUGGUUGCCGAUGUAGAGGGCCUUCCCGUCGGAUCAUCAACGCUUUCCCUUUUUACCAAUGAGAAUGGAGGGAUUAUUGAUGAUACUGUUGUUAACAAGCAAGAUGACAAGGGGUUUUAUGUGGUGUCCAAUGCAGGAUGUGCUGAAAAGGAUCUUGCCCACAUUCGUGCACACUUGAAAAAGUUUCAGGACCGUGGAGGAGAUGUGGACGUUAAGGUGUUGGAGGACGUCUCGUUGGUGGCUUUGCAAGGACCUUCUGCUGCUCAGGUUAUUUCGGCGUUGAGUGGGCAGGAUCUUGCGUCGUUUGGCUUUAUGAGUGGUCGGUGGAUGGAUAUUAAGGGCAUUCCUGUGUAUAUAUCCAGGUGUGGGUACACUGGUGAAGAUGGAUUUGAGAUCUCAGUGCCGCAUGAGGAGGUCGUACGCUUUUCAGAGAUGCUCUUGGAUCACCCAGAUGUGGAGCUCGCUGGUCUUGGGGCGCGUGAUAGUUUACGGUUGGAGGCAGGUCUUUGUCUGUACGGCCAUGACCUAGAUGACACCGUGACUCCCGUGGAGGGUGGCUUGACCUGGACGAUCGGCAAGCGACGACGUGAGGAGGGCGGUUUUCUUGGGGCUGACAAGAUCAUCCCCCAAAUCGGCAAGGCUGUCCCAAGACGACGAGUUGGUCUUGUAGUUGAAGGGGCUCCAGCGCGAGAAGGCGCGGAAAUCUUCAAUGCCGAGGGAGAGUCCAUUGGUAAAAUUACCAGCGGCUGCCCAUCCCCUGUUCUUAAAAAGAACAUUGCUAUGGGUUAUGUAAAGAACGGAUUCCAUAAGCAGGGUACCGAACUUCAAGUAAAGGUGCGCAACAGGAUGCAGAAAGCAAAGAUUACAAAAAUGCCGUUUGUGCCCCAAAACUAUUACCGCGGCGCAUGAAGCUCUUCGACUAGGCAUACUAAUUGUGAUCAGGCUUGAGAAACUAGUGAUAGACGAAGACACAGAUAUAGUACGAGUUCCUGAGAUAUAUAGUUAGUAAUGUCGCGGCAUUCGACAACCUGUCGAUUGACUAUUGUUCCAUUGGCUGUCUUGAUGGCAUUAUAGAUAUGAUCAAGAUUCCCGAACUUGAGAUAACAUUGGUGAUUUCGUCAACUGGUUAAUCAAAGUAAAUAGCACGAAAAUGAUGUCCAGCCGACUCAUUCCC